AUGAUUUCGAGGUCGUACACAAAUUUGUUAGACUUGGCGUCAGGGAAUUUCCCUGUCAUGGGAAGAGAGCAUAGGCGGCUUCCUAGGGUAAUGACAGUUCCUGGUAACGUGUCGGAGUUUGAUGAAGAUCAAGCAUAUAGUGUCUCUUCCGAUAAUCCCUCCUCGGUGUCCUGUGAUCGGAUGAUCAUUGUUGCUAAUCGGCUUCCGUUGAAGGCGGAGAGACGAAAUGGAAGCUGGAGUUUCAGUUGGGACCAAGAUGCAUUGUAUUUGCAGCUCAAGGACGGGUUGCCAGAGGAUAUGGAGGUACUAUAUGUUGGAUCUUUGAGCGUUGAUGUUGACUCGCAUGAACAAGACGACGUGGCGCAGGUACUGUUGGACAAAUUCAAAUGUGUCCCGACUUUCUUCCCACCUGAUUUGCAAUCGAAGUUCUAUGACGGUUUUUGCAAGAGGCAGCUAUGGCCACUCUUUCACUACAUGCUUCCGUUUUCUGCUGAUCAUGGUGGAAGAUUUGAUAGGUCUCUCUGGGAGGCUUAUGUCGCGACAAAUAAGCUCUUCUUCCAGAAAGUCAUCGAGAUUAUAAACCCGGAUGAUGAUUAUGUCUGGAUCCAUGACUACCAUUUGAUGGUCUUACCAACGUUUCUGAGAAGACGGUUCAACCGGAUUAGGAUGGGCUUUUUCCUCCACAGCCCAUUCCCCUCAUCCGAGAUUUACAGGUCUCUCCCUGUUCGUGAAGAGAUCCUUAAGGCGUUGCUAAACAGCGACCUUAUUGGCUUCCACACAUUCGACUAUGCCCGUCACUUCCUUACUUGCUGCAGUCGGAUGUUGGGUCUGGAGUAUCAGUCUAAGAGAGGCUACAUCGGCCUGGAGUAUUACGGGAGGACUGUGGGAAUCAAGAUCAUGCCUGUGGGGAUCAACAUGGGUCGGAUUCAAUCGGUGAUGAGGUAUUCAGAGGAGGAGGGUAAGGUGAUGGAGCUCAGAAAGCGUUACGAAGGUAAGACGGUGUUGCUUGGCAUUGAUGACAUGGAUAUUUUCAAGGGUAUAAACCUGAAGCUUCUAGCAAUGGAACAAAUGCUUAAGCAGCACCCAAAUUGGAGGGGAAGGGCUGUCCUGGUUCAGAUUGUGAAUCCUGCUAGGGGUAAAGGUAUUGACAUUGAUGAGAUACGUGGCGAGAUCCAAGAAAGCUGCAGGAGGAUCAAUGAAGAGUUUGGGAAACCUGGAUAUCAACCCGUCGUAUAUAUCGAUACUCCGCUGUCGAUAUAUGAAAUCAAUGCUUAUUACCAUAUCGCUGAGUGUGUAGUCGUUACAGCUGUUAGAGAUGGUAUGAACCUUACUCCCUAUGAAUAUAUCGUAUGUAGACAGGGUCUGCUGGGGUCUGAAUCAGAUUUUAGUGGCCCAAAGAAGAGCAUGUUGGUUGCAUCGGAGUUUAUUGGAUGUUCUCCUUCGCUUAGUGGGGCUAUCCGGGUAAACCCAUGGAACGUUGAAGCGACUGGAGAAGCGCUAAAUGAGGCCCUCUCGAUGGGUGAUCCUGAGAAACAGCUGCGACAUGAGAAACAUUUCCGUUAUGUCAGUACUCACGAUGUUGCUUUUUGGUCGAGAAGUUUCUUGCAAGACCUAGAGAGGAUAUGUGUGGACCAUUUCAAGAAAAGGUGUUGGGGGAUGGGGAUUAGUUUUGGUUUUAGAGUUGUGGCACUCGAUCCUAACUUUAGAAAGCUUUCAAUACCGAUCAUUGUGUCGGAAUACAAAAGGGCAAAAAGCAGAGCUAUACUGUUGGAUUAUGAUGGCACUCUGAUGCCUCAAAACUCCAUCAACAAAGCUCCGAGCCAGGAAGUUCUUAACUUCUUAGACGCACUUUGUGAGGACAAGAAGAAUUCAAUUUUCAUUGUCAGCGGAAGAGGAAGGGAAAGCUUAGGCAAGUGGUUUUCUCCGUGCAAAAACAUUGGAAUUGCAGCCGAGCAUGGAUACUUCCUAAAGUAA
Molecule: messenger RNA, 1974 nt
Organism: Thlaspi arvense
Lineage: Eukaryota; Viridiplantae; Streptophyta; Magnoliopsida; Brassicales; Brassicaceae
Source: the annotation of a GenBank genome assembly